Molecule: messenger RNA, 1371 nt
Organism: Daktulosphaira vitifoliae (grape phylloxera)
Lineage: Eukaryota; Metazoa; Arthropoda; Insecta; Hemiptera; Phylloxeridae
Exons: 3
Coding region: 738-1193 (151 amino acids)
Source: RefSeq, a predicted model, not a curated record
UUUUUGGCUAUAAGAUGUCAUAUAAACUAAUGAUCUUACGUGUUUACAAAACAACGAUAAUAUAAGAAUAGUUUUGAACUUUUACUGUUAUCAUAUAUAAGGAUUUUCAAAAUACAUAUCGGGUAAAUUUGUGUACUUAAAUAUUGAUACAACGCAAAAGAAUCUAAAUAAGAAAUUAAAUGUCGAAAUAUGAUACAAAAAAUAGAUUUACAAAGUGUAAUCGAGUCUUUCACGCAACCAAAUAAAUAAUUAAGAUAGAUACAAAUGUUGGUAUAUUAUUAUAAUUAAUCAUUAAAAAUAUGAUUUCUCAAUGCACUUAUUGAAAUAUUUUAACACCAACGAAAUGUUACACAAUAUUUAUUAUCACCAUAGAGAUACGCAAUUCAAUUUUUCAGCAUGUUUUUUUGUGAUAUUGUAAAUUUUUUAAAGACUAGAAUGAAUUUUCAGUUAUUUUGCUUUUUGUAUGUGUUAUUCAAAUGUCAGCGUAUAAAAAGUAUGACUGUAGGAAAUUUAGCGUCCCCGUUACAUGUAAUACAUACGAUUAUAAAUUUUAACUAAGUCUACUGGUGAUUAUAUUUCUAACUCUAGAGACUUACUGAAGUAAUUAUUUGUAACCGAAUUAGAUUGACUAUGUAAAAAUUAAUUGUACAGAAAAUGAGCGAUUACGUUGUCAAAUAUCACAUAAAAAUGACAAAUUGUUGGACGCAAAAUUAUUUUUUAAAAAUCCAAAAACCGCGAUGAAGAAUUUAAAUUACAAAUCUUCACUCACAAGUACAGAAGAUAAGAUUAAAAAACGAUCACCAGAUUACUUUAAAAGUUGGAACUUUGGCGGUAGAUGGUCAUCAAAAUGCGCCGGUGUUCGUUUCGAAGUGAACACACAAUACACCGUAGGCUUUGAUGAAAGCAUGCCAGUAAAAAUUUUAGAUAAAUUGUGUGAGAGGCGGUAUGGAUUUAUCGACAAGAGUUGGUUGGCCAAGGCUAAUGGACAGUAUGGUACACUGGGACCUGUGUCAUUGUUUGCUAUAAAUUACAAAGAGAAAAAAAUCGCCGUGUUCCUCGGAUUUCCACACUUGCAAAAUUAUCAAGAUUACAUAACUGGUAUGUGGGCUGUGGGAAAAUGUAGUACAAACAACUGUGAUGUUCACCAAUCCGUGUUUAAUGUUCCGGAUGUCUUAGAAAGAGAAGUAAUGUAACAUUGUAGUUGAAAUAGUCCUUUUUUUCAGUGAUAUAAGAACAAACGUAUAAAAAUAAAACGUCGAAGUUAUUUUCCUAUGUAAUUACGCAAAUGACUUAUCAACUUUCUCUUCUUCACAAGAACUUUGUUAAAUUAAUAUAAUUAACUGUCUAAGAAUUUUAAAAUAAUAUAUUCGU